GCCAGAAAUAACAUGUAAAUUUGAAUAUGAAAAAAGCACGAUAUUGCACGUAGUAUCAUGAUGAUGAAAACGAAGAAUUUACAGGCUCUCAGAAGAAACGAGAGUACUCUGUCUCUGAUAAAGCAGUUUUAAUUGUAUUAACAGAUAGUGAUCACUGGUUGGCGAAAUAACAGUUUUGUCCAAAAUUGAUACUUUUUGAGGAUUUUGUAUAUUUGUGUUGCUAUGGAUGAUAACUGAGCGUCAUGGCACGACCCAGACGCAAUGCUGCUUUACCCACUCUGCCAUUGCCUGGUAGAAAAAGUGAAGAUUCAUCGAAUUGUGAAAUUGAAACACAGAUAACGUUAACACCCCCAGUCGACUACGAAGACGUUACAAAAGGAGAAGUGGAACGAUAUAAACUUGUUGUGCUUGGGGAUGAAGAAUGCGGGAAGACUGCUUUGCUGAACACGUUGGUGAAAAGCGCUGAUUUUGAGGUGGAUGAUUCCUUUGCUACGUUUGAUGAAUGUGUAACUGACGUUAAGACUACUCAAGAACAUGUUGAAUUCACUCUCUAUGAAAUAACAGGCAUGGACGACUACCGGAGUCUUCGUCUUGAGUUAUGCAGAGGAGCAGAUGUAUUCUUGGUGUGUUUUGACAUCGGAAGACCUUGUACUCUUCGUAGUGUUGAACGCAAGUGGUCAUCAGAGAUAACCCAAGAGUUUCCAGAUACUCCAUUUCUCUUAAUUGGAUGUAAAAAUGACCUACGAACAGACUCAGCUAUGUUCUCUACAGAAAUACCAACGGAUGAGAUGAUGGAAGAUGCUGACAGUGUUUCGCGUGCAAAGGCUGAAAAAGUUUCACAAAAUAUCGGUGCAAAGGCUUACGUUGAAUGUUGUGCUAAAACAAGAUGGAACGUUGAUCAUGUUUUCAAAGCAGCAGCUGAGGCUAUUCUCACUAAAGACGAUCAGAAAACAGAAUUACUACAUUCAAAACAUAAUCAUUCUGUUUUAAGAAGAUUUUCAAGACUAGCCACAGACAAACAUCAUUCCAGUUCCAAACGAGGCUCUAUAUUUUCCUUUGUUGUUGGUUCAAAUGCUUGACAGAUAGUUUGUUCCAAAUAUAUCUUAAAAUAAUUAUU
Dendronephthya gigantea is the source of this 1117-nucleotide messenger RNA. RefSeq names its product GTP-binding protein rhoA-like. Lineage: Eukaryota; Metazoa; Cnidaria; Anthozoa; Malacalcyonacea; Nephtheidae. Bases 243 to 1079 code for a protein of 278 amino acids. The record is from RefSeq and is a predicted model, not a curated record. Gene Ontology annotation, biological process: small GTPase-mediated signal transduction. Gene Ontology annotation, molecular function: GTPase activity; GTP binding. The transcript has 6 exons.